Messenger RNA from Hemiscyllium ocellatum (epaulette shark), 5570 nucleotides. RefSeq names its product VPS35 retromer complex component (gene vps35). Lineage: Eukaryota; Metazoa; Chordata; Chondrichthyes; Orectolobiformes; Hemiscylliidae. Gene Ontology annotation, cellular component: retromer, cargo-selective complex; late endosome; retromer complex. Bases 189 to 2579 code for a protein of 796 amino acids. The record is from RefSeq and is a predicted model, not a curated record. The transcript has 17 exons. Gene Ontology annotation, biological process: intracellular protein transport; retrograde transport, endosome to Golgi.
UGAAUCCGGUUACUCGUGAGCGGCCCGCACAGCGACGGCUGCUCUUUGGUUCGUUGCCAGCGUCAAUCAAUCAGUCGAGGUGGCGGAACGGCUUCUUCGCUGGGUAUUCCGGCUUGUUCCUGGAGCCAUUGAGGGACGGUGUGUCAGCUGACUCGAGCUCGUGUUAGCUGAAUCGAGCUGCGUUAAUCAUGCCUACAACUCAACAGUCACCGCAGGAUGAGCAGGAAAAGCUUCUUGAUGAAGCUGUUCAGACUGUUAAGGUCCAGUCUUUCCAGAUGAAGCGAUGCUUGGACAAGAAUAAAUUGAUGGAUGCACUAAAACAUGCUUCAAAUAUGCUUGGUGAAUUACGAACCUCAAUGCUGUCACCAAAGAGUUAUUAUGAGCUCUACAUGGCCAUUUCAGAUGAAUUGCAUUAUUUGGAAGUUUAUCUGACUGAUGAGUUUGCUAAGGGACGAAAGGUGGCUGACCUGUAUGAACUUGUUCAGUAUGCCGGCAACAUCAUUCCAAGACUCUACUUGCUCAUCACUGUUGGAGUUGUCUACAUUAAGUCAUUUUCCCAGUCAAGGAAGGAUAUUCUUAAGGAUCUGGUGGAAAUGUGUCGUGGGGUGCAGCAUCCAUUGCGAGGGCUGUUCCUCAGGAACUACCUACUUCAGUGCACUAGAAAUAUUUUGCCGGAUGAAGGAGAGGAGUCUGAGGAAGUUGUAACUGGAGAUAUCAACGACUCCAUGGACUUUGUGCUGCUGAACUUUGCAGAAAUGAACAAACUCUGGGUGCGCAUGCAGCACCAGGGUCACAGUAGAGACCGUGAAAAACGUGAACGUGAACGUCAGGAGCUGCGAAUCCUAGUUGGUACAAACUUAGUCCGGCUUAGUCAGUUGGAAGGAGUUAAUGUAGAGAGGUACAAACAGAUUGUGUUAACUGGAAUAUUGGAGCAAGUUGUAAACUGCAGGGAUGGUUUGGCUCAGGAGUAUCUCAUGGAAUGUAUUAUUCAGGUGUUCCCUGAUGAGUUUCAUCUGCAAACGCUGAAUCCAUUCCUUCGCUCUUGUGCAGAGCUCCAUCAAAGUGUUAAUGUCAAAAACAUCAUCAUUGCAUUGAUUGAUCGGUUGGCUUUGUUUGCGCAUCGUGAAGAUGGCCCUGGAAUCCCUGCUGAUAUAAAACUGUUUGAUAUCUUUUCUCAGCAAGUAGCUACAGUUAUACAGUCAAGACAAGAUAUGCCAUCUGAAGAUGUAGUAUCUUUGCAAGUAUCACUGAUCAAUCUGGCCAUGAAGUGUUACCCUGAAAGGGUGGACUAUGUUGAUAAAGUGCUUGAAACAACUGUAGAGAUCUUCAACAAGCUUAAUCUUGAACAUAUCGCUACUAGCAGUGCAGUUUCUAAAGAGUUAACUCGGCUUUUAAAGAUUCCCAUUGACACCUACAACAACAUCCUGACUGUAUUGAAGUUGAAACACUUCCAUCCUUUGUUUGAAUAUUUUGACUAUGAGUCACGCAAAAAUAUGAGCUGUUAUAUACUAAGCAAUGCGCUUGAGUACAACACAGAGAUAAUUGGACAAGAACAGGUUGAUGCAAUACUAAACCUGGUGUCGACAUUAAUUCAGGAUCAACCAGAUCAGCCAGCAGAAGAUCCUGACCCAGAAGAUUUUGCUGAAGAACAAAGCCUUGUUGGUCGAUUUAUUCAUUUAUUUCAAUCUGAAGAUCCUGACCAACAGUAUCUGAUCUUAAACAGUGCCAGAAAACAUUUUGGUGCUGGUGGCAAUCAAAGGAUUCGUUUCACUUUGCCGCCAUUGGUUUUUUCUGCCUACCAGCUGGCCUUCUGCUACAAAGAGAAUUCAAAAGUGGAUGAAAAAUGGGAAAAGAAAUGCCAGAAGAUAUUUUCUUUUGCCCACCAGACUAUCAGUGCCCUCAUUAAAGCAGAGCUUGCAGAGUUGCCUCUCCGUCUAUUUCUGCAGGGAGCACUUGCAGCUGGGGAUAUUGGGUUUGAGAACCAUGAAACUGUGGCUUAUGAGUUCAUGUCACAGGCAUUUUCUCUGUAUGAAGAUGAAAUCAGUGACUCCAAGGCACAGCUAGCAGCAAUCACAUUGAUAAUUGGGACAUUUGAGCGCAUGAAAUGCUUCAGUGAGGAGAACCACGAGCCUUUGAGGACACAAUGUGCAUUGGCUGCUUCAAAGUUGCUUAAGAAGCCAGAUCAAUGUCGUGCUGUUAGCAUCUGUGCUCAUUUAUUUUGGUCUGGGCGGAACACUGAUAAGAAUGGAGAGGAGAUUCAUGACGGCAAGCGAGUGAUGGAAUGCCUUAAGAAGGCUUUGAAAAUAGCCAAUCAGUGCAUGGAUCCAUCGCUACAAGUACAGCUCUUCACUGAAAUCCUUAAUCGAUACAUUUACUUUUACGAAAAAGAAAAUGAGGCGGUGACUAUUCAAGUUUUAAAUCAGCUUAUUCAAAAAAUAAGGGAAGAUCUCCCAAACUUGGAAUCCAGUGAAGAAACUGAGCAAAUUAACAAACACUUUCACAACACACUGGAGCAUCUGCGUCUGAGGAGAGAAUCACCUGAAGCUGAUGGACCAAUUUAUGAAGGUCUUGUCUUGUAGCUGAGCACCACACAAGUUAUAAAGAUUCCAGAAAACAAAAUUAAAAUCACUAUUACACCUCCUUUUCUGUAGUGGAUGGUUAUAGAACGUGCCUUUUAGACAUGCCAAGACAAUAGGAAUGCAUUGAAAUGUAUCAUUCAUAGAAUAUUCUACCUAUUGACUAUCUACUUUCAAGGAAGCCAUUCCUUUGAUUUCAGCCAGUUUGUUUGUUUGUUUUUAUCUAUUGCAGCAUGAUUUGGAUUUACCUUACUUACAUAUUUCAAUUUGAGCAGAAAGGUAACCACACUAAUCUGUUUUAAACUAAAUUGUCCUGCAGUUUAAUUGUAAAAUUCCUACAUCUGAAUGUCUAAAUGUUAGUUGUUUCAGCAAACCUCUGUUGCAGUUCACCACGUUUUAUUUGUGAGUCAGUUAAUUUAAAAGAUAGUAGUUUAUUUCAGCUGAAUAUCUGCACAUGAAAUCUUUUCUCCUGAAGCUGGAAGUUAUAAAAUAUCCUGUUGGAUAGAACAUUAAUUGUUUAAGGGGAGUAAGUAUACAGAUUAGAUCAUAUAGGAGUAGGUUAACAGGUCCAAUUGCCUCCAUAUACUCUAACGAUUAUAACUCUUUGACUUUAUAAUUGACAAAUUCUAGUUAAUUAUAAAGCUACAAAUAACACAUGCACAAUUUACGCAAAGAUUAACAGUUUCAGAAUUUGUAAUUAGUAUGUUAGAAGCAAACUUUCUAUAUUAAUUGCUCUCUUAAUUGUUCCUAAUGUUUAAAAGAAAAAUUUUCUCUUAGGAUUCCAGAGAUCUAUAACUGUACCACACUAAACUAGAAUGGGAAAAAAAAACUGUGUAAAUUAGAAAUGUUAUCCAAUGUGUUUGUAAUAUGUGGAACAAAUUAGCCAGUUGACAUUAGUGUACUGGAGCUCAGGUCAAAAUUCUGACGCUGGAAUUAAAUUAAUUAGAACUAGUCUUUUAGUACCUUUAUUUUGCAAAACCAACUGAAGUUUGCCUUACUGAGUUAAUGAAGAACAGUGCAAGUAAUUAGCCUCUACUUUUUACUGGACACAAUAUGUAUGAUAUCUAAAACAGAAUUUGGUGAACCUUUCGCUGCUUUUUGUCGUCCAAGAAACCAAGUUAAUUUUUAUAGUAGUAUUAAAACUUAAGAACAUGCAAGUUCACACUGAACUUUCUAUUUGCCAGUUUUCAAGUUUGGUUUAUCUUGUCAUGCACAAAAUCCCAGAGUUCAGAUUCUUUCCAGUAUGUAAUUUAGCUAUACAGACCAAGAAUAUUCAUAGUUUGUUCAGUUAUUUCCCUACAUGAACAAUAGUCAAAAUUCUGCUGUUAAGAGGCUUUCUGUAUUAGGGAAAUAAAAAUAAGGCAAUGUCUUGAUUUAAGUAACUUCCAUUAUCUCUGCUGGAAGUGGAUUUUUUUGACUUGAGUGCAAGCAACCUGAAUGGCUAAUGCUUCUAUGGUCAGAUAACAAAUAUUCACCAUGGAUGCUUGUACACCAUCAUUGCACACUUUUGGGUUACUGGAAGAUGACUAGACUCAUUUACCAUAACCUCUAACUAGUAACCAGCUUUAGAAGAGUUGCAAAAAUAGGGAAGGGAAAUACCAUAAAGUACAUCCUUUUUCAUUAAUGCAAUUGCAAGUAUUAAUGUGUAAAAUAAAAAUGUCAAUGUGGUAUAAUAUUGACAACAUAGCUGCUGUUUUGACUAACUUUUUAAAUAAUGUACACAGCUGAAUGAAAAUAGUUUCCAUAUGUUUCUUGAACACCAGGAAGAAAAUAAUGCUAUCAAACUUUACAUUAGCUGAGAGCUAUAUGAAUCUUAUACUUACUCAUUCUGAAGAAUUGGUUGGAGGUGGUAAUCUGUUUGUAACAAGUCCAGCCUUUGUACUGAUUGACCUAAUUAUAAAGGUUGUCUUCCAAGUUAUGCAUUAUACUAGUAGAUGUGAUGUUCUGUUUGGUGACUUCUUAUUGCAGCCAUUUUGCAUAUAAUGUGUCAAUUCCUGUAAAUCUGUUUAAUCGCACAUCUUGUGUGACAGCUCAUAACCCAGCAAUUUGUUGCUGGCUGUUCUAAUCCCUGUUUGCCACCUAAAAGAUAAAAGGGUUUUGCGUUGUAAUUAUUUUGACAAAAUACCAAAUGGCAUACUAUGGAGUGAAUUUUGUAGCUUGAAAUUACGAAAGAAAAUAUACCCCACUAUAUUGUCAACCUUUCUCGGACAAGUGACAAAUUAACCGGUUUCUAUAUUGUCGACCUGCAACAUGUAUUGAUUAGCAUUUUGUGUCUGUCUGUCUUUUGAAGUUGUUUUUCACAGUCCACUCAAGUUGUUCAUUGAGAACCAUUUGUAAAACUUGGAAGCUAAAUUCUCAAAUCAAAGGAUUCAUAAGUUUGACCUGAAGAACAACUUUUUGUUUAAAGGUUUCUAAUUGUCUGACUAUGUCUCAAAAUGGCACACUUUGGGAUCUGCACUCUAUUUGACAUCAGUUAAGCAGGUGAGCUAGGUGAGAGACUUCUCGCUCAUUUUAAGGGAAGUCUUGAUUAGCAGGAUGAGAAUUACCCAACAUACAUUGCUUUCAGUGAAUUAAUGCCCUAAUUGUUUUAAGUUUGUCAUUUUCCUUAAUUUGUGAAGACUGUUGCAUUAUUUUAGAUAUUGAUAUUGCUUCUCUAGAAAGCUUACUCAUUAUGCUGUAGGUGUAGUGGUAUUGUUAAAUUCUAUAGUAGUUGUAAAGACUUUAUUCUAAAACUAGCACAUCACGUACUUCAUGUAAAAUCUUGAGCUGCUAAGUUGGUAAAAGGGUGGUGUUUGCUGUAUUCAGAGGUUUAUGAUGUAUUUGUAUACAUGUAUCCUUGCAACCGAGCAUGUAUUCAUUUCCCCAUUUGAGAAAUGAAAUAUACUUUUUGAAAUCACUGUAACAUACUUGUAAGCUUUAUAAUUCCUUUGUAAAUUAACUGGAGUAUUAUGGUCAAUGUAUUCAACAAGAAACCUAUUAAAAUGCUUGACCAAG